ACUCGUCAUGUAUUCCUAUAUUCUUUGUUUGUGUUUAUCAGUAAUAACAGUCCAUGGAGCCGCAUCGCCUGAAAUUCAGAAAUUAGUAUACGAAGGCUUUAGGCACGACCCAAAAGAACACGGUUUCAUGGUGUUGAUAGGAAAAUUUUGGUCUAAUCAUACAGAUCAAUUUAAAGAUUCAUGUACCGGCUCAAUCAUAGAUAAAGAAUGGAUUAUUACCGCUGCACAUUGUUUUUUGAAGGACGUCACAGAUGUACCAAUAAUCCAGAGGAUUAAAGGUAAGCAGCGACUUAUUGGGUACGUUCGGCAAAGAGACAUUAUUAUGCACCCUAACUACCUCCCGAAUGAGCCGUGGCAGUAUGAUUUGGCGCUUCUGAGGACAGAGAAGCCAAUCCCGUUCGAUGAGUACGCAAGCCCAAUACCGCUGGCAUGGUCUCGAGGACCGGGACAAGAAGGAUUGUUUGGUGGUUACGGAGAAUCGGAGUUCGGGUCCGGAACACCUUUGAUUGGAGAAGCUGUGUUGGAAGAAACGUGUUUAGCUCCGUUUGCCAGAACUCCAAGGCAAUUUUUGUGCUCCCGAUCUACGGAAUCAAUAACGGCACAUGGGGACUCGGGAGGUCCCGUAUUCACUCGAGACGGACUCGUAGGGGUGAUAUUGGGAGUGGAAGAGUCACUACAUGAAUCAGUUUUUCUAGACAUUUCUCAAAAAUUUAACUGGAUUGAACAAGUUACGGGUAUUUACCCGCAACGUCGUAUGGCUGUGUAGCCAGGUUAUCUUAACCAUUAAUAAAUUAACUGUGAAAAUGUC
Messenger RNA from Helicoverpa zea (corn earworm), 808 nucleotides. RefSeq names its product factor V activator RVV-V alpha-like. Gene Ontology annotation, molecular function: serine-type endopeptidase activity. Gene Ontology annotation, biological process: proteolysis. The coding region runs from base 8 to 766 and encodes 252 amino acids. The record is from RefSeq and is a predicted model, not a curated record. Lineage: Eukaryota; Metazoa; Arthropoda; Insecta; Lepidoptera; Noctuidae. The transcript has a single exon.